Molecule: messenger RNA, 1542 nt
Organism: Penicillium samsonianum
Lineage: Eukaryota; Fungi; Ascomycota; Eurotiomycetes; Eurotiales; Aspergillaceae
Product: MFS transporter
Exons: 1
Coding region: 1-1542 (513 amino acids)
Biological process (GO): transmembrane transport
Molecular function (GO): transmembrane transporter activity
Source: RefSeq, a predicted model, not a curated record
AUGGUCGCAAUCACAGGGACAGUCAGACAGCCUGACGCCGUACACGAGGAAAGCGAUCAUGUAGAUGAGACUACAGCUCUCCUAGGGUCCAGCAAGAUCAAGUAUGCUGACGUGCCCGCACCAGACACGCUGGACAGUUCGCCAGGGUCAGAUGAUGACAAUGACGACGAGAAAAAGCCCUUGCCCAAGUUCCAGAUCCUGUUGCUCUGCUAUGCACGCGUAGUUGAGCCCCUGGCAUUCUUCUCCAUCUUCCCCUAUGUCAGCCAGAUGGUGCAGGACAACGGAGCCGUGGCAGACUCGGACAUCGGCUUCUACAGUGGACUCAUCGAGUCUAUGUUCUCCCUGACACAGGCCAUUGUCAUGAUAUUCUGGGGCCGAGCAGCCGACCGCCUCGGCCGCAAGCCCGUCCUGGUCUCGUCCUUGUUCGGCGUGGCCGUGGCAACAGGCCUCUUUGGCUUUGCAAAGACCAUACCACAGAUGAUCGUGUUUAGGUGUAUUGCUGGCGUCUUUGCUGGAACCACCGUAACCAUCCGUACUAUGGUGGCUGAGCACAGCACGCCUAGUACACAGGCCCGGGCGUUCAGCUGGUUCGCUUUCAGUGGGAACUUGGGCCUUUUCCUCGGGCCUGUAUUGGGCGGUGCACUUGCUGACCCAGUACGACUAUACCCUGGUGUUUUCGAGGCUUCCGGAUUCUUUGAGAAAUAUCCUUACGCGCUCUCGAGCUUGGUGGUGGGGUUGAUCGGAGCCACAGCUGCCGUGUCCAACGCCUGCUUCAUUGAAGAAACGCUGAAGAAGGAGCCGGUUACAGCGGGCCAUGAUAGCGAGGAGGCGGCAUCUGAUGCGCCGACCCAGAGCGGUGACCUAUCGACAUGGCAGCUUCUCAAAUCGCCAGGGGUUGGUAUGGUCCUAUACACGUAUGGGUAUCUCAUGGUCCUCGCCUUCGCUUACACGGCGAUCAUUCCUGUCUUUUGGUUCACUCCAGUAUACCUCGGAGGGUAUGACUUCACGGCUCUGCAAAUUUCGUUGAUGAUGGGUCUAAAUGGUGCCGCACAAGCUGCAUGGCUCCUCCUAGUGUUCCCCCCAUUGCAGAAGAAAAUAGGGUCGAAUAGAGUGAUAUAUCUCUGCGCUCUUGUCUAUCCGUUAUUCUUCUUAUCCUGCCCUCUUGGCAAUGUACUUCUGCGGAUGGGCACAGACGGAUCGGUUAAAGCCUUUUGGAUUGUCUUGCCAAUCGGGCUGGUGAUCGGCUGCGGAGUUAGCAUGAGCUUCACGGCGAUCCAGCUCGUCUUGAACGACGUCGCGCCCUCGCCGAAGGUACUAGGCACGCUAAAUGCGCUGGCUAUGACUGGUAUAUGCGCUCUGAGAGCCUUCUGCCCUGCUUUCUUCACUACCCUCUUCGCUCUGGGGGCGAGGACACAGCUGGCUGGGGGCCAUGCCAUCUGGAUACUCAUGCUCAUACUUUCUUCGGGCUUAUCGUUUACAACAAAAUAUCUGCCGGAGCCCAAGGCCGUCGGCAAGCGCCAGAACAGCCAAACGAGGGGAUGA